Messenger RNA from Rhinocladiella mackenziei CBS 650.93, 258 nucleotides. RefSeq lists its product as uncharacterized. Lineage: Eukaryota; Fungi; Ascomycota; Eurotiomycetes; Chaetothyriales; Herpotrichiellaceae. Bases 1 to 258 code for a protein of 85 amino acids. The transcript has a single exon. The record is from RefSeq and is a predicted model, not a curated record.
AUGGCGCAACAAGAACAUGCCGGCCUCGCCAAACUCAUCCGGAGAUACGUCAGAGACUUGAUUCAACACUACAGCUGUGUUGGCAGCAAGAUCUCUUUCGGAGAUAAGCUCACAGUUCUCCGCCUUCGGUACGAAUUGAAUCGGUUUAUCCGAUCAACAGGAGAAUUGCGAAUCGAUUUCGAAGAGUCCUGGCCAAACUUCUAUGGCGAUCAAGAAGAUUUCGAGCCACGUCCAGACAGUCCCAGCAUGUCUGUCUGA